AUGAAAAGUUACAAACAUAUGGAUAAAGAAGCCAACCAACGUUUUCUGAAAAAGGGGCCUUCUGUUAUUUGGUUCCACUUGAGUGGCAUUUGUGUGGCCCAACCUGUUUAUAAGGUCAUUUGGGGGUCACAAACUGAGGUGCUGGACCUCAUGGCUCACCAACCCCAUCUGAAUUCCCUGCACUCUCUCAACCCUUUCACGGUGAAAACACCAUACCCAAGUUCAACCUCUAGCAAGAUAAAAACCCUGCUUCAAUCCUAUGUCUUUCGACAUGUGUGCCAUGUAUUCCAUGCCAUCAUCAAUGCCAGGUCCAUGGUCAUGGAGCUUCUCAACGAGAAGAAUAGCAUGGCCGCCAACCACACCAUCAAGCUAAGGAGGAAGAAAAAUAAGAAGCUCCUUGGUUCCAUUAGGAUGCAUUUCAGCUGGUCCUCUUCGCAUGUCAUACCCAUGCCGGAGCCUGCAAGCAUGGAGGUCUUCGGCGCGAGUCACAUGUACUACGACCCGACAUGGAAUUCGAUAAUUUCUACUGAGGAAGGCGAUGAAGACAUUGAGCUGCCACUCUCUGGGUAUCUUCAUUGGCUUGAGGAGAAGAAUUCUGAGGCUUCAGUGAGGGAUGAUGAUGGGAGUGAGAUUGACCAGCUUGCGGAGAAAUUCAUCGCGAGCUGCCAUGAGAAAUUUAGGUUGGAGAAGCAAGAGUCUUAUAGAAGGUACCAAGAGAUGCUUGCUAGAAGCAUAUGA
Messenger RNA from Phoenix dactylifera (date palm), 738 nucleotides. RefSeq lists its product as uncharacterized. Lineage: Eukaryota; Viridiplantae; Streptophyta; Magnoliopsida; Arecales; Arecaceae. The record is from RefSeq and is a predicted model, not a curated record.